This is a messenger RNA of Etheostoma cragini (Arkansas darter), 2700 nucleotides long. RefSeq lists its product as uncharacterized. NCBI's taxonomy places the organism in Eukaryota, Metazoa, Chordata, Actinopteri, Perciformes, Percidae. The transcript has 4 exons. The record is from RefSeq and is a predicted model, not a curated record. The coding region runs from base 166 to 1434 and encodes 422 amino acids.
GCUUACAGGAAAUGUUGAGUUCCUCAGCCCGCUGUCUAUGGUACACGCCUGUCCGUGUUGUCUUCAUCAAAUUUGCCCCAACAUAUCGCUGGUCCAGAGAGUGGAUGCUGCCAUCACGUCCUGCUGGUCUCCAUCCUCCCAUUUCCAGCUGAGCCUCAACUCCGAAUGUUUGCGUGUGUGUGCAAGUCGAUGCCCACCAUGUCCUCGUGUCCCUCAACGCUCCAGCUGACUCUAUUGGUGUGUCUUGGCCUCCUCUGUCUGCUGCUCUUCACUGACUCUACAGGAUCUAAGGGCCCAGCCCAGCCCCUGAACACAACACAAGCUAACUGCUCUGCUGCUCACAUUAAUGGAGGUAUUUGUUCCCCGGGUGAUAAUGGUGAUGUCAGUGAAAAUGCAACCGCUGGGCCCUUAAAAGCCAAACAGGAGGACCAGUUUCCCACCAACUCGUCUUUGCCCACCAGCCACACCUCGGUCAGCCGCGCGUUAAACGACUCUGUAGCGCCACCCCCGCCUUCUACCACCACAGGCUUGGCCACGCAGGCGGCUCACAGUGGAACCACCACCAGCAGCACCGGUGCUGCUACAGCCGCAGCUAUACAGCCUGCUGGGACUUCUGCUGCCACAACAGCGACGUCUACAACCCUAAUGACUACAAAAACAACAGCAAUAACUACACCACGGUCUGCUGCUGCAACAGCAACGUCCACAACACUGACUACAAAAACAACGGCAAUAACUACACCACGGUCUGCUGCUGCAACAGCAACGUCCACAACACUGACUACAAAAACAACAGCAAUAAGUACACCAUCCGCUGCUCCAACAGCAACGUCCACAACACUGACUACAAAAACAACAGCAAUAAGUACACCAUCCGCUGCUCCAACAGCAACGUCCACAACACUGACUUUAGAAGCAACAGCAAUAAUUCCACCGUCAGCUGCUACAGCAGCGGCGUCUACAACACCACCAGUAGCAGAAACAUCGAAAGCCGCACAUCCCGAGACCUCUGUAAAAGCAAAAACUGGACUUACAACGGCUAACCCAACCGUUGCUAUGACUACAACCAAUGGUACAAAGAUUUCCCCUCCACCACCAUCAGCUGCCACGCCACAUCACACCCGGAGUACUGGGAAGCCACCAGUUCAGACCUCUCUAUCCAAAGGACCUACUACCAGUCCCAGCAGGCCGACUGGUCGCAGCGCGCCUGUCGCCCCGGGACCCAGAGUUCCCGCGGUGGACGUGGCGGGGGCUCCUCUAACCAAGCAGCUGGUGGACACGGCGUCCUUGCUGUCCGUGCUGCUCUUCGGCCUGCUCUUCUUCCUGGUCACGGUGGCCGUGUUUGUCACGCAGGCCUACGAGAGCUACCGGAGGAAGGACUACACCCAGGUGGACUACCUGAUCAACGGCAUGUACUCCGACUCUGGGGUGUGAGGGAGGGCGAGGAAGAGAAAGCUUGCCGGUUGUUUUUGUGCCAGGAGACGGGAUUGGAAGACGGACUGAGAGGUAAAACGCAGGUGAUCUGAAUUCACGAGGUGAGCUCAUGGAAUAUAGGAAUGGACUAAGCUGACCAGCAUCUCACUGAACUGACCCUGAAGCAGUUGCUGAUCUGUUUCCCUCUUAACAGCUCCACUUAGCGCUUCGUUCGUUCUGCUUUUCCUUCUUUAAUGGUUUGAAUUUCAAGAGCUUGUCCCUGUUUAUUCAAAUGUUGAGCAUCAUAAAUGGAGGUUACGUGGAUGUAACUCGAGUUCUGUGCGUACGUGCAAAGCCCUUUGCUGUUGGCCCGCGAAGGAAUCUUCUCCACAAUGCUGGGCAGACCAGCUGUAGAUGGUUCCAGGGCUGCUGGACCAAUCAGGAGGCUUCCAAGGUGAUAACAAGCUCAAUGUUUCCAAUGUCUGGUGGAAAACAAUCUGUCAAAUUGUUUGUUAUUGUAUCUUUUUAGAUGCAUGUCCUCACACAGAGGUGCAGUGCUCAUUAAAGAAUAGGGAUAUCAACAACAAAAUCAAGUUUAUAUGAAUUUAGACACUAAAUGUAUUUGAGAGGUAACCUUAAUUUUCUAGUAAUGAACUUAGUUUACAUAAGUGACUAAAAUAAAUAACCAGGAUAUUGUUUUCAGACUUCUCGGUCCACCUCGACCCUACUGGAACAGGCACUUCAAUUAGCUUUCUAAAACACAUUACACUGGGAAUGAACUCUGAUGCGUAUCGGGGCUGCAACUAGUGAAUAUUCUUUUUGGCAAUAAUGUGGAUUAUUACCUUUUUAUGAAUGGAGUAGUUGUUUGGUCUCUAAAAGUGGAUCAGUGUUUCCCAAAAGCCUCAGAUGAUCUCCUCAAAUGUCUCGUUUUGUCCACAACUCAAAGAUAUUCAGUUUACUGUCACAGAGAAGAGACUAGAACAAAUUCACAUUAACAAGCUGACAUCACUCAAGUUUCACUGUUUUAAACUGAAAAUGACUCAAACCGAUUAAUUGAUUAUCAAAACAGUUGGAGAAUAAUUUGAUAGUUGACAACUAAUUGAUAAAUGGAUUAAUCUUUGCCGCUGUAAUGCGUGUCAUGAAAGACUCCCACCUGCUGUGUGUGCAAAAUAUCAACAGGGCUGGGCAAUAAUUCAAUAUAAACAUCGAGUCAUGUUGUAUCAUGAGCAUGUGAUCAUAUUGUGUUAGUUUGUCCAAAUUGAGAUUUGAGAAAACUAAAUUAACUUA